AGAAGUGAACGGCCAGGUGAGGGCUACCGCACCAACACCAGGACAAAGGUGUAACAGGAUACAGUGCGCCUGUUGGGAGCUGAGGAGUUUUUAAUAGUAAUCCGCGUCUAAAGCCUAAAAGCAACAGUUUUAACAAUGGUUCUGACGCAGGAAUCCAUCCUGUCUUUCCUUAUAGCGGAGGGGGGCAGAGUGAAGAAGUCCGACUUGGUGGGUAAGUUUAAAGGUUCUGUAGACUGCGGUGACCCGGCGGAGAGAGAGCGGAACAGGGAGCUUUUCAAGACUUUCGUCAACAACGUCGCGUUCGUCAGAGAAAUCGACGGUGUCCGGUAUGUUGUCAUCAAGAAAAUGUAUCAGCACUUGCUGGAGAGUGCGGAGAGCCGCGAGGAAAAGACUCAGCAGACGGGUGAGCAGCAGCGCCCACCUGCGCGGUGCGAGGAGACUGAGACCUCUGUGGAUUCAGGAGGAGGGGGGUCAGCUGCCUACCAACCUGAUCAAGAACAUGCAAAGGAAAGUGGUGAGAAUCCUGCGGAAUUACUGUCUCCUAUACAGCUGGCACUGCAGAGGAGCAAAUAUAGUAUUAGAGUUAAAAGGACCCUGAAUUUUGAGAUCCAGAAGCAGGACUCAAAUGGAGGUGACUGCCCAAGAAGGGGUGCCAUAAAUGAGGCCAGCACCACCCAGAGCAAACCUUAUGCUUUGCCCCUGAGAAUGCCACCCAGUGCCACCAUGGUGGAGAUCCGCAAACUGAAGACGGACCCUGAUGAUGCUCCUGAGAGUCCAAAACUGGAGGCCUCCAGGAACAAGAGGAGACCCCCUUCAGUGGAGGCAGGAAGCAGCGGCAGCAUCAGCUCACCCCAGCUGAGGAGGGCAGCGGCGAAGAGUACCAAGGCAUCAGAAGAGCACAAAGACACAAGGAUUCCCUCAGUGGUUCCCCUGGAGCAGUCAGAACAUGAAUGGCUGGUCAAGUGCGCCGCUGGCCACUGGAGCCAGGUUUAUGGCCUGCUGCUGAGAGACAGCCAGCUGGCCGAGAAGAGGGACUUCAUGUCAGGGUUCACCGCUCUGCACUGGGCAGCCAAGUGUGGGAACAGUGAAAUGCUUGUGAAGAUCAUUGACCUGUCGAGGCAGGGAGGGGUCGACGUCGACAUCAAUGCCAAAGCACACGGCGGGUACACUCCCUUGCACAUCGCCGCCCUGCACGACCAGCAGUACAUCAUGACCAUGCUGGUGAAGGAAUUCGGGGCCGACGUGAGCAUCAGGGACAACUGCGGGAAGAAGGCCUACCACUAUCUGCACAAAGGCAUUACAGAGACCAUGAGGGAGAUGCUGGGCGAGCCCAAAGCCAGACAGGCCGGGAACAGGGCCCUGAACGAGAAAGAUGAGCUGGACCUGUUCCCGGAUCUCUCCAAGGGACUGUAUUCAAUAAGCCGUCUCUUCCAGCCGCACAUGACGGGCCACAAGAAGAAGCACAAGCAGAGGCCGGGAUUUUAUUCCCUGAGUGAGGACCCCAGCGAGGAGAGGGAGGACAGCAGCAGCAGCCCUGGCCUCAGACAUAGAGUUGUAUCAGAUGUUUUUAUGUAAAGGGUGAACUCUUUCUUGACUUAUUUUCAUGAGGGAACAGUGUGAAAAUGGAACAAGAACCUGACAGUCCUCUGAUUGUUGGGGCCUUCUUCAGCAAUGACCCAAACUGAAAAAUAAUCAAUGACUCCUUUUUUUGUGUUUAUGUUAUUUUCUGGUUCAUUGGUUGUGUGGUGAGUAACACAGAUGCACCAUCUUGUUGAUGAUGCCACCAGGUGACAGCCUCGUUCACUGGCUUUCUUAGCCUGAAUCUUAGUCUUUUAUGCCACCUGUAUGAGUUGUAUCAUAAGAUUUUGUUUCCUAGUGUGAAUCAAGCAUAACUGAGAAAAUAUUACAUUGUAAUAUGUUCAUUUUAUGGUGAGUUUUUUCCGUUUGUAUUCAUCUAAAUUAAGAGUUUUUUAUUACUGUAGCGUUCCAGUUCAGACAAAAAACCUCCACUGUACCAAGCACUUAAACCAACAGUUCGCAGAACAAGUGAUUUUUCUCUUCAAAAUAUCCUCCCUCAGUUUAUUUCUGAUAAAGACUGAAUUAGUACUUACAAGAAAUUCAACCUACAACAAAGACAUUUUGUUACUGAUUAAACAGACAGAUUGAGACUUGACUCGUUCCCCUCUGUGAUUUCAUCUCUGACUAAGAGCUGAACUGAGACUGGUGAAGUGGUCAUGUUCUCAAUUUCCAGAGGCCAAACAUGCACCCAAAAAAAAAAAAAAAAAAAGUGUAGAUGUGCUGACUUGCGGGUGAGUCAAACAUGUAGUGGCAACAAAAUGAAUUAAUAAAUAAGAAUGAAAAUCAGUGUUUGUGCCUCUGAGGAGGAUUUAGAGGACUCUCGCCUCUCGCUUCACUUUAUAACAGAUUAAUAAUUAAACAGUGUGAAGCAUGAAGGGGAAGCAAAGGUCCACUGCAGUGCCCUGAAAACAAACACUGGAUUUAAUUGAAUUACAAUACAUUUUUAUUAGAAAACAUAGAAGGUGUUUUACUCAUAAAGGUGUGUGCAGGUGCGCCAUAAAUCAUUACACUCCCUGUACAUGCCAAAACAUCUCUGAAAUGUGGCUGGGAUCCACCUUCUAGCUUGUUGAGACAGCUGUGAUUCAGUCAGAUAAGCAGCUGUCUGGGGAUGAGCGUGUGUUUGCACGUGUGUGGCUGAAAGUGUGAGCUUAUAUCAUUGCUGGACCCCGGCAGGCUGUGGCAGAGGAAGAAGAGCAGCAUUCAUGUCUAGAACUGAACUUUGCCGUCUUAUUUCCUGUCUGUCCUGAUUCAUUUUCUCCAACAGCUGUGACAAACGGUCCUACUAACUAGGAGUCAUCAAGAUGCAGAGGACGACAUGCUCAGCUGCAGCUUGUUGGAAAAAGAAAAAGAAAAUCAGAGGAAAAGAAGAAGCGGUAUUUAGUAAUGGCAUGUGUCCUGUGGUCAUCUGCCCGUGUCACAUGAUGUCACUUCCCCAGCAGCAUACAUUUGUCUUUACGUCAAGACGAUGUUUCAUCUCCAAGCCUCGGGGUUUUAUUAAGUAAGGGUUCUUUUCUGCUGCUACUGCUGCUGCUGCUGCUGCGAGCAGAGAGGCUAACACAAGGUCAAGAACAAGAGCCAGAGUGGUGGAAAGAAUACGCCAAUCCUUCGGAUAAAAGAGGCAGGAACACCAUAUUACUGUUUCUGUUACUUAUGAAGUAUGAGCAGUAAAUUCCACUAAAGUAGAGAUAUUUGUUUUGAAACUGGUCCAUUUAUGAGUGUUCAUGCAGUAAGCUGUUCACAUACUGUUGGCUUGUUUAAACUGUACAUCCUGUGUUUUCCAUGUGGGAGCUAAUUCUGACUGUAAGCACUAAACUACAGCCACCUUUAAACACCUGUCAAGAAACAUGUUGUAUCUUGUUAAGUUAAGCCACACACAGACAGAAAUAUAAAAGCAGUUAGUGGUUUUACAAAGAGUUACAUGCUGUAACAAUUUCUUGGCCUUUCAUUUUUUUGUAUAUGAAUUAGUAUUUAAUUUGUAAGCUACUGGACAGAGCCAGGCUAGCUAUAUCCCCCUGCUACCAGUCGUUGCGCUAAGCUACACUAACUGGUUGCUAGCCUAGCUGUAGCUUCAUAUUUAGAGUGGUAGCACUCUUCUAACUCUUGAAGAAGGUGAAUGAGUUCAUUUUUCCAAAAUGGGGUAACUAUCCCUUUAAAGGUAAUAUCAUCACUGUCUGUUGAUGCUGAGUAAGAUUUGAUUAAACUUGUCUCCUCCUACUCGAGUACUGGACACAAUCCAGUGUAAAUCUGUAAUGUCUGUAAAGUGAAAUUACUGUAACAAUGCAACACAAAUUAGUCCUGACAGCUUUAUUAUGAUGAAGAAGGAAGUCCCCAUGUACUCCACUCAAGUCCGCACAAACUUCUGAUCUCUGGCCUGUCAUGAAAUACAUGCUCUCUGGCUCCUUUACUGGGUACUUAAGUAUUUCCAAUACAACAAUCUUGCCAUAACAUUUGCCUUUACAGAUCCUAAUAUUCUGUUUUUAGUGACAUUGUUGGAAAUGUGUAAAUUCAAUUAUAUGUUUAUUAUUAAGGUCAUAGUUAAAAGUGUAGUAUGUGUGUAUUUGUAAAUUGUUAUGUCCCUCUCAUUUACAUAGAUGUGGGAGGGCAGAAUAUUAGAAAUGCCUUUGUGCAGCACAAUCCACCACUAACAUUGAUCUCAGUGGUAAAUCAUGACUUAAAUAACACUUAAAUGACAAUGUCAAAAUAACUGAGUAUCAUGAGGUCUGGGACGCAUUUUCACUGUAAACUAUUAUCCUGUGUGUGUGUGUGUGAGUGUGUCAGAUAGUUAUACACAGGCCUUAAAAUAGCUUAAUUAGAGCAGAACUCCAACAGAAACGUCUGCCAAUAGAGCCAAUAAAUCACUGUGGUAUAAAACUG
Messenger RNA from Lates calcarifer (barramundi perch), 4452 nucleotides. Its product is annotated as ankyrin repeat domain-containing protein SOWAHA-like. The record is from RefSeq and is a predicted model, not a curated record. Gene Ontology annotation, molecular function: protein binding. The transcript has a single exon. The coding region runs from base 136 to 1575 and encodes 479 amino acids. Lineage: Eukaryota; Metazoa; Chordata; Actinopteri; Centropomidae.